Racocetra fulgida is the source of this 483-nucleotide messenger RNA. The record is from the annotation of a GenBank genome assembly. Lineage: Eukaryota; Fungi; Glomeromycota; Glomeromycetes; Diversisporales; Gigasporaceae.
AUGUCUGAAGAACAGAUCAAUGAAGCUGUAGAUACUUUAAAAAAUUCUAAAAACUACACACCUUUGAUUUCGAUAGUAACCACGCAUGUCACUGAAAUAUUGGAGUUAGAUAAAAAUGCGCAGUACAACAAAAAAAUUUGUGGUGCAUUAAUUGAGCGUGUGAGAUCUGUUGAGUUUGGGAUUAGAAUAUUGUUGCGUAGAAAACCAGAGAUUGAAGAAAACUUUAAAAAGGAAAAUUAUAUUGAUAAUUUUGAAAAGUUUGCAAAAACUAUGAUAGAAAUUAAAAAGUUCGUUGCAGAUAUUACACAGUUCCAAAGGUUUAGGUUUCUUAAGACAGAUACAGUUAAAGAAAAAUUUUUGGAAUUGACAAAGAGAUCUGAUACCUGUAUGGGAAUGUUAGACUUCACUAUAGUAACUGAUCAAGAAAAACUAAAACAAAUAGACGAUGAAAGUUUAAAGGAAGACUUAAAUGAAAUGACAGAG